AUGAGCUGGCCAGAGUUCGCACAUUCGAGGGACCUUGAACUGAGACAGCAGCAGCAACAACAGAUUAAGACGAUACUGCGACACAGAUGGGAGUUUGUGAGUAGUGAGACUCUGCUCACAGCGGGGAGGAACUAUAGUUACUACUUCGAGUACGUCGUCCCACCGACAGCGCAGGAAUCCGUGAGAGUUGACUAUGCACAGACGAAGUACAACUUGUCCCUAGAGAUAUGGAAACCACAUAAGCGGAAACCACUCUGCGGGAAGGUGCCCGUCCAGGUGGUCCGGUCCCCACACGAGGACUCACUAGCUGAUACAGAACCAAUAGUGAUCGCAAAGAACUGGAAGGACUCUCUCUUCUACGAGAUCACCGUUUCCUCGAAAUCCGCACUGCUAGACGCCUACUUGCCCAUAUCCGUGUACGCAAUGCCCAUCGAAAAGGUGCAUCUACAUAGAGUCAGAAUCUACCUCACUGAAACCAUCAAUUACAGGUACAUACCACGGAGGGCAGAUGCAGAUAAGGAAUUCCACAGGAGAGGGCCCCAGAACAAAUACCUGUUGUUGGAACAUAAUGGACCUGAAAACGACACGAAUGGCGUACUGGACUUCUUCAAGAGAAGGCCGAAGAAUGAGGUGAAAAGUUAUGGGAACCUGUUACAGGAGGAUGAAGGUGACACCAACAACGGGGACGGGAACGGUCAAACGUGUCUCGCGAACAAACUGUUCGAGUACGACGUAUACGUGCCACAGAUAUUCAACAGCUUCAAACAAUUCCACCCAGAUACGAACUCGAGAGAGGUCGAGAUUAAUCACUGGUUACAAGUAUCGCUGAGGAUCUCAAAGAUGAUCUCAGACGAGAGGAAACAUUUUGAAGUUACAGUGGAUACCCCGAUUCAACUAGUAAAUAAACUUUGCUCCCAUGCAAACAUCCUGCCACCCAGAUACGAUACAACAGUUCGCAACAGCAACGCAACUGACCAACAGUUCCACUCAUCUAAUAGACGUUUCCCGAAGGAGAUUUAUCAGACUGCAAUAUUAUCCCCAGAUGUCUUCUCCACGGAUGUAACAAUACCGAACGUCGUGGUAGUGCCCGGUUCAAACCCAAGCAAUGUAACAAGGUUAGUACACACAACCAAACGGCGCUCGGAACCUCUCCUGAAAACACCCAAAUUCUUGUCAAACAUAUAUCAACCAAGGGUGCUACCGCAGGGAUUGACCACGGCGCAGGCUGUUCCGAAAUCUGCAAGAAACGAAUCGGAGACCGCUAUAAUCGAUUCAGACGACUCGGACCCAUUUUCGCUUCUCAUUAAUGACCCAAAGACGGAUAUCGCACCGCCAUCGUACGAUGAAUCAAUGCUAAUGGCAAACGACCACAUUUCUAAAGAAACAACGACAACACACUGGGAUGACACUGUUGAUGAAGACUUGGCAGCACAAUGGAGCAGGUACAAGAUAGAGUUUGUGCCAAACUACGCCAAACGGAAGAGAAGAACGACUAGUUCAACACUCACUGAAGCCAACCAUAUUCAGGUAAUAAAACACACGUUACCUUUGCAGGAUGGGGAGGAAGAUAUGGCAACGUUGUUCAACGUAGAGGAACACUCUGGGAUGCCGAUCCCUCUGAACAACUAG
Huiozyma naganishii CBS 8797 is the source of this 1629-nucleotide messenger RNA. RefSeq names its product Aly1p (gene ALY1). Gene Ontology annotation, cellular component: cytosol; cytoplasm. The record is from RefSeq and is a predicted model, not a curated record. Gene Ontology annotation, molecular function: protein-macromolecule adaptor activity; ubiquitin protein ligase binding. Gene Ontology annotation, biological process: ubiquitin-dependent endocytosis. The transcript has a single exon. NCBI's taxonomy places the organism in Eukaryota, Fungi, Ascomycota, Saccharomycetes, Saccharomycetales, Saccharomycetaceae. The coding region runs from base 1 to 1629 and encodes 542 amino acids.